Molecule: messenger RNA, 617 nt
Organism: Ananas comosus (pineapple)
Lineage: Eukaryota; Viridiplantae; Streptophyta; Magnoliopsida; Poales; Bromeliaceae
Product: E3 ubiquitin-protein ligase RNF170-like
Exons: 5
Coding region: 29-586 (185 amino acids)
Molecular function (GO): ubiquitin protein ligase activity
Source: RefSeq, a predicted model, not a curated record
GAGAGAGAGAGAGAGAGAGAGAGGGGCGAUGGAUCGGGCUCACGGGAACCUCCGCUGCUUGGUGUGCAACGACGAGAUCGAGCUCCCCCACCAAGCGAACUGCUCCCACUGGUUCUGCGGGCACUGCAUUCUGGGGGUUUGGCACCAUGGAUCGGCCCUUAGGCCGUGCAAUUGUCCCACUUGCCAUCGUCCUAUAACUCUGCUCAUACCAUCUGAGGAUGCAUUGUGGCGGCGCUAUGAUUCUGAAGCAAGUUUGGUCAUGGAGAGGAUUGAGAAAUACAACAGCCGUUUCGGCAGAUCUUCACAAGGCUUCCUUCAGUGCUUGAUGGAUCUACCAUUCUAUAUUCAGAGGCUGUCCAGAGAAUUAAUGGAUCCUCAAGGCUCGCUUCCUCUUCUGUUUCAUGUUCAAGUCUUCAUGACAGUACUUCUUGGUUGCUUAUACAUUCUGAGUCCGAUCGACGUUUUCUCCGAAAGAAUCUUCGGACCCGUUGGAUUGAUCGACGAUGCGCUCGUCUUGCUCUUUGUUUUCGUCCACAUCGCUUCGAUCUACCGCUCGGCACUUCUCCUCCGGUAUGGAGGUUUUUGAAAAACCCUUCUCUUCUUAUUCCCUCUUUGCC